GGACCAGAUUACCACCGAUAUAUACACCGCACACUCGUCAAGGUCACACCUACCGUAUUUAAUCGUAACAUCAAUCGAACCAGCUGAAGUUACAUAUGACGAUAACUUUGAAUUUUCGACAAAAUCAAGUUCUAUUAAAAUGAACACAAUCGCCGUCCUUUAGUAGAGGGAGGACAGUGACAUCGGGUUGGUUUGUAACCCCGGGGUUCAAACGGUGAAGAACGGAUCUUCGAUGUUCAAUACACAAAUUAUCGGAGCCCGUGUAGCUGGCGGUCUACACGUUGACACUAAACCCUCUGUAACAGACGUUGUUAGAUAGCGAUAUCACUGGGAUUCCCUGUUAACAGCUUUUUAGCCGGACCCUUCAUAGGACAAUGCACCUUAGCUAUGAAAGGGAUAAAGGAAUACUAAAAUGUGCAAAUGUAGUGAAAAUGGUAAACUGGGGUUUAAAUGUCGAUGUGUAAAAUUUCAACGAGAACUAACAGGGAGAUUAUAAUUGAAUGUUUGUAUUAGAAAUUAUUUUGUGCGAAUGUGCAAAUGAACUCCCAUCAAACGUUGAAAAGUCGAAAUAAAAACAUAUCAUACAAUUGCAUACCAAAGGGGUAGAAGCUCCAAGCGAACGGGAAGGAUUCCCCGUGUUUCAAUACUCCCAACGCUCUGCGCUAUGUUUCUGUUCGCUCGUCAAGAGAAUACAUAUCCAGCAGUAAACACAUAUCGCUUUGUGGUUUGGUUAACAAACAAAUAUUUAUUGACACAAAUCUCUACGCUGACAGCAUUCAAUAAAGGGUGUCCACAGUUGGGAUUUGAUGUGCUCUUCACUCCUUAAAGUUUGUUUUUUCUUUGAUAAAAGUUCUUUUUUAAACCUUCUACUUUCAUCCCUUUCUCCACGAUGAGCGCGACUCAGCAAUCCGCUUUAAAUACAUUGUCAACUGCUUUCCAAAUACACGUUAUCUAAUGAUACAAGAAUAAUUUUAAACAAAUAUUGACCGAAAUGGCAUAUCAAGAUCUGUUUGAAUGGGCUGAUUUAAAUAACUGUGUUAUAAUGAAGGCGUUCAUUCAGGGAGCAGUUGUCAUCGCAAGGGGUCUGACAAGUUAGGAUACAAUGUUUUCGGUAGGUUACAUUUUUGUGUGAAAUAAUGUACUUACUAAGCCUGUAGUAAAUCUGGCAAUGUUUCACAACUGUCGUUGUUUGUAAUUUGAAUAAGUGAAAUUGUUCACGUUGAUGGUCAAAUUCGAUGGAUGGUUAUCUUAUAGGUGAUUGUCAUAUACCAGUAUUUAUUUCCGGAAGAAGAACAUGUAAAAGAGAAUGUAUUUAGAAUUUACCAAAAACAAAAAACAAAAACAAAAAACAACAAAAAAACCCAGUAAAAUUAUUUUUGUUUCAAAAGAUUACGUUUGCCUCAUUCAAAACCGUAUAACUGUAAAUUACUUUGAGUAAAUAUUUAAUCGAAAGUAGAAACCAAGAGUUAAAUCUUCACGGUGCCUACUCCGAGAAGAGAUCUUAGAAUUGAAGUACUUGCCACUUCAAUGCAAUUCCAGGGGGGUCUUCCAAACAAGACACAAAAAAUUAUGUCACACACGUAAGAAUAACUGUGUCCCUGGAUUUUAUGUUAAAAAUUUGUUAUCCUACUUAUUUGAGGCAAAGGUUAAGUACAUUUAAUGUAUAUGACGUUCGAAAAUAUUCAACAAAGUCGGACCAUUUCAUGAUAAGAAAAUCUUGCUUCAGAAAUUUAGUCAAUAUUUAUGAUAUUUAAACCUGUAAUAAACAGAACAAAAUCUAGCUGCAAAAUGUUUAUUUGUACAUAUAUUUAAAAAAAACCACAACUGGUUUCCAUAUGAUCAACAAACUCUUAUUCAAAUAAAAAGUAUUGGAAAAAAAUUCUCAUUGUGUCAACAUUCAGAACUCCAUAUUAUUACGUGCAUGUUGAAGUCUUUUGCUGUAUGGCUGAUUUGGGGUCGUAGAUUCAAAUGACUUCUGUACUCGAGCAAUAUUUGCCGAAAAAAAUCUUUUCUAACUCGUGUUUACUGCCAUUUCUAUUGAAUACUGUGAUAAACUGCCAUUGAAUUUUUCUGAAUAUGAUGCAUAGCCGUGAUCUCUAAUCAUAGAGGUUCAAAGCAUAUUUUCAGUAAUUUGCAGAAUUGUGCAAAUUGUGAAAUGCAUGCCGUAAAUCCUUUCAUACCAACUGUAAAUUGAAAUCCCAACAAAACAAGUGGAUACAGUGUAGGGCACCUGGCGCGGAAGCAUUUCACAUACCCAUUCGAAGGUAUUAUAAUGUGAACAUACCUGUGCAAAUUGUCCAUUUCCUUUGGUCUCGGGACUGCUUUUUCAGUAAAAAUGAAUUCAUUGAUACUAGUUGUGCUUCUGUUGUCUCCAACCCUCGUUCAGAACCAGCGGUCUCCUUUCCUGCCAAGACGAGAUUGUGAGGUAGUAGACGUGAUAUUCAUUUUGGACAGAUCCUGGAGUCUGAGGUCCCCUGAUAACUUUCAGAAGGAACUGAACUUUGUCUCCGAUGUGGUGUCUGUCCUUGACUUCGACAAGUCCCGUGCGUCCGUCAUCACAUUUAGCGAUGACGCGGACCUCAACAUCCAGUUUAACGAAUACCUCAGAUUAGAAAAUUUCCAGAGUGCCGUGAAGACGCUACCCUGGGUGGGAGGAAACACGUACACUCACAAGGCUAUAGAGCUGAUGUUACAAGAGUAUAACCAGAACAUCCGAGAUCGAGCUGGCAUCACUACUAUUGGAGUUAUCGUUACGGAUGGUGGUUCCACGGAUCCCUACAAGCUAGAGGAUGUAGUAAAGGUGGUCCGUAACGACAGAAUAGAGAUGUUUGCUAUAGGUGUCGGUGACGAGGUUAAUCAGGAGGAAUUGGAGAUGCUGGCUUCCGGUUAUGACCAUGUGUAUCUGCUCAACAACCUGAAUUCUCUGAAUGAUGUUCGGGACAAAUUAACCGCGCGGUUCUGCAGAGGAACCCCCGCGCCUAGUACUGCACCAUGUAUUAACAAGCCUGUCAACAUGGUUUUCUUCAUGGAUGCCACUCCACCGCGUCAUCGGCUGGAGCCACAGGACGUGGAUACGGUAGCUGACUUUCUUACCCGUUUCACGAGAAGCAUUGGACAAUCUCACAUGUUCAAGUUAACACGUGACGGGUCUCUCAAGAAUGUUCUAACUUUUACGAAUAUUAAGAACUUAUUGAGAUCUCUCAGACACUCCAACUUACGGACCGGUUUGUCAUAUGACAGAAAUAUUUUGGAAUAUGACUUAAAACCGGGUUCUGUGAACAUUGUCCUCAUCAUUGGUUUACCUUCCCAGCUGUUUCUUGUUCAAUCACCGGAAGGAUAUGCAAUUCACACGGUCGCUGUAGGCAUUGGCAAAAAUAUAAGAAGAGAAAAGUUGGAACAACUUGUACCUAAUUCAAAAACUUUUCUAGUUCAGAACCAGAGCAUGUCAACAAAGGUUGUUAAUGAGAUGAUGGCUUCAGAUAUAUGUUUAGGUUGUGGAGAUGUAGAUUUAUAUUUUAUACUGGAUUCAUCAAACAGCAUAGGACCUGCUUCAUUUCAAAGAGAGUGUAAACUGGCGUCAGAGUUGGUUAGCUUGAUGAACAUUAGAAAUGGUAAUUCCUCCAUAACUAUGGUGCACUACAGCGAUACGCCGGAAUUACAUGCUUACACAGACACUAAGCAAUUUUAUUCAUCGGUUCUGACUCACCAGUGGAAGGGAGGUAACACUAUGACCCACCUUGCUCUAGCCAUGACAUUGAAAGCUUCCAAAGGAAGAGUGAAUGGCAGACGACAAGUCGGAAUAUUGAUGUCUGACGGGGCCUCCACUUCUCCUGAUCAUACAGAGAGGGUCGUCAGCAAAAUUCACAGAAGUGGUCUAGAAAUGUUUGUUAUUGGAAUAGGGGAAAGUGUGAAUAUCGAAGAAUUAGAAAUGAUCGCAUCCAGCCCUUCACGCAUGUACAUGGAGAAGUCUGUCACUGCUAGUCAUCUGAAACAAGCUAUAUGUAACGGUGCAGUUAAUGACCAGGAUAAAAAUAUACCAGAUAAUAAUUUGGAUUGUAGUGAUGCGUUUGACAUUGUCUUCGUUCUGGAUAGUUCCUGGAGUCUUACCACAGAGACAAACUUUAAGAAGGAACUCCCGUUUGUACUAGAACUUGUUGACAAUCUACGGUUCGAUUUCAAUCGCGCUUCUGCAUCAGUGAUUACAUAUGCUGACCAGGCAACAGAAUAUUUCUUUCAAAAUAAAAACGAUUUUAUGUCUACUGUUCCAAAUUUACCUUGGCUUGGAGGAAAUACAUUCACAGACAGAGCACUCAGCAAAAUUUUACAGAAUCUAGAGAGGAAGAUGAAUUCGGUUCAGUCUAGUUCCGACAGACCACUAGUUGUGGUGGUGAUAAGUGACGGUGGAUCCACUAGUCCGCAUAGGUUAAAAAAAGUUGUCUCCCGACUGAAACAAUUCAGAUUUGUGAAACUGUUCGCAAUUGGUGUCGGCGUAAGUAUCAACUUAAAAGAAUUGGAAAUGAUGGCGUCUGAUCCCUCCGACAGUCACAUGUUCAUGGUAGAUGAUUUAGAAGUCAACAAUAAAAUUCUCAAAUCACUCUUGACGUCACAGAUUUGUAGAGAUGCAGUAUAUUUAUCUGUGGUGUCUCCACCAGCCUCAGUUAGAUGUGUAGAGCAUGUUGAUUUGGUCUUUAUGUUGGAUAGUUCCUCGAGUCUAGGAGUCGUCAACAAUCCAGACGUCAACUUCCUCAAAGAAGUGGCGUUUGUUAUAGAUGUUAUCAAACUGGGCAACAUUGAUUUUCAGCAGUCACGUGUGUCCGUCAUAACAUACAGUGACGUUGUAAUAUUACGUCAGUACUUCAGUGAGAGUGAACUAUUGUCUAGUGUGAUACGACUUCCUUUCCUCGGAGGAAACACAUACACUCACAUUGCUUUACAGCUUAUGCUGGACGAAUUAAAAUAUCUAAAAGCUGUGUCCAAAGGCAGCAGGCCCGCAGUCGGCGUAGUCCUUACAGACGGAGUAUCAACGAGACCGAAACUUACAUCAAGCGCGGCAAAAACUCUUCAUGAUGAAGGUUUCAGGAUAGUGGUAUUUGGUGUUGGACCUCACGUGAAUAUUCGUGCGCUGACAGAAAUUGCAUCACUUCCCAAGAAAGACAACCUGUUCCUGCUGGAUGCGUUAGACUGGCCUACAUCUUUUCUGCCGAGUCUACACAGUAGUUGUUAAUUUAGCUUUUGAUAUUAAAUAAUACUAGUCACGUGUUCGCAUUACUGUCUCUGACCUGUCACGUGAUAGGUCAAUAUUGCGAGUAUUUAUGUAUAUGUUAAAAGGCCAAGUAAUUUAUACAGACCUCAGUAUGUUUCUUAUUUAAUUGCUGAUCAUUCAUGUAAUAUUUUGUUUUCUAUUUGUAGGUCAUUGUAUUUAUAACUAUAGUCUGUAAAAUAAGGAAAAAUGUUUCAUCAUUGCAAUUUCUACAACUUUGUUACAUUUUUAAGAACAACGUCUUCUUAAUACCUUAAGGUGUCAAAAUUAUGCUCAUUGACGACAAACCUAUUUCGACUUUUUGAGUUGUGUUCAGAAACUUGCGCAUGUGGUUAACUGUUGUUAUAGUCACUUAUUGGCGUAUUAGUUUGUAAUAUGUAGUGAAGUGAUGCAAUCAUUUUAAAAUAUCAACAGAAAUAUUUCAUGAUGAAUGUCAUGUUAUUAGUAAAUAUAAGUCAUACAACCGAUUGUUAGUUGAGUUCUGGACACUCUAUAGAGCUCCAGAAACCUCUUAGUGUUCAAAUUUCUGUUGAACAAUAUUUAUUGAAUGGUACAUGCCCAUUGUUUGUUCAAAUAUUCAUCUUUUGAUUUGCUCUCUAUAAAUUCCAUUCCAGAAACCAUUUGUUUUUUUUUUAAUGUAUUAAAGGGUACUCUAUCGUCUGUCAAAGGUAAAAUGGAAUGCAUAAUGAAUUGGUUCGUUGUCGUUGACAUGCGGCAUCGUAAUUAAUAUCAACAUUUGUCGCUCGAUACAUUACAACAGUAAAGGCAAUAUAAAUGUUAAUGCUAACAGUGUUUGGUCAAAUGUAUCAACUUUGAUUUUGUCACUGAACAUUGAUAUUCAAUUUGUAUUUGACCAUUUGAGUGCUAUAACUGUUGCAUGUAUAUACUGUGUAUUUAGUCAAUUCAAAACUGUUGUUUUCUUUUUGUAAAACCUUGUCUUUGACCUUGGCUAGACAUCAAAUGUGAGCGAGUCACAAACAAUAUCCGCAGCCAAGGUACCUGUGUCACAGCCUUCUUUUAAAAUAAUUUUUGUUCUUGAUACA
Messenger RNA from Ostrea edulis (European flat oyster), 6303 nucleotides. Its product is annotated as collagen alpha-1(XII) chain-like. Lineage: Eukaryota; Metazoa; Mollusca; Bivalvia; Ostreida; Ostreidae. The record is from RefSeq and is a predicted model, not a curated record. The coding region runs from base 2336 to 5224 and encodes 962 amino acids. The transcript is spliced from 16 exons.